UGCUACUACUCUCUCACCUCUCUCAAUCUGCUGUUUAACUCUCCUUUUCCCUCACCGUCUAGAGAGAGAAAGAGUAAAGAAAACAGGAAAGUGAAAUUUCGAAAAGAAAGGGGGAAAAAAAACUUAGCCCUAAAAUUCUCUCAUCAAUGUCAGUCGCAAGAGGAAUGUUCUCUACUUAGACGAAGGAAAUGGGGAAGAGCGAGGAUGAGCAAGUUCUAUCAUCUUCCUCGCCUUCAUCCGAGGUCCCUACGAGCAAUGGCGCCAUCUCCUGCGGCCGAUGCCGCUCGAUCGCCAGAGUCUGCAGCCUGAGAUGCGUUCUAGUGCUCAUCGUCGGAGUUGCAGUGUUCCUGUCGGCGGCGGUCGAGGGCAUCGGGAUCCGGAUCCGCAGUUUCGCGGAGAAAAAUUUUCCAGCCUACAUCGUGGCGAGUUUCAGAGUGCGGAAGUCCAUCUCCUUGCUGAAUGCAAAUAUUAUGAAGCUUCAAUAUGAUAUCUUUGAAGAAAUUGGCAUUCAGAAUUCCUUGGUCACCGUUAUUUCUCUGGAACCAUUAGUUGGAUUAAACUGGACAAAUGUGGUGUUUGGAAUCUGGCCUUAUCCAAUUAAUACUGCUAUAUCUUCAACUGGGCUGAGCAUUAUCAGGGAUAACUUUAUGACCUUUGUUAUAGGACGGUCAAGCCUCCAUUUGACCACAUCCUUGUUCGGGAAAACAUAUUUCUUUCAGGUGCUGAAAUUCCCUGGAGGAAUUACAAUUACUCCCGAACAAAGGGCCUUUCUUUUGCAGAAGGCGGGUGCACUUUUUAAUUUCACCUUAAACUUCUCCAUCGAGAAAGUGCAAGAAAACUUAGCUGAGCUGAAGGCUCAGAUGAAAUCUGGUUUACUUCUCAAUCCAUACGAGAAUCUGUAUGUAAGUUUAACAAAUAUAAAGGGUUCAACAGUUGCUCCUCCAACAGUUGUUCAGGCAUCUGUUGUGCUUGCUGUUGGGAAUAGACCACCUUCAGAACCACGAUUAAGGCAGCUGGCACAAACAAUUAGAUCUGAUGGCAAUCAUGGAAACCUUGGCCUUAAUCACACGGUGUUUGGUAGGGUAAAGCAAAUACAACUUUCGUCUUCUCUAAAACAUUCUCUCAAUGGUGGAGGCAAUGGCAUAUCCAUACCACCUAGCCCCGCUCCUCAACCUCAAGUUGACCAUCACCACCAUCAUCACCCUUACCCCCAUCGCCAUCACCACCAUCACUCUAAUAUGGAUCUGGCUCCUGCACCUACUCCUCAGCACAUGUACAAAUCUCCAGCCCCAUGUGGGUGCCACUCUGCAUUUCCAAACAAACCCAAGUGCAACUCUCACAUAGUUCCUGCUGCUGCACCUGUGGAUUCUCCGAAGAGCUCACUGACCCCAGCUGCAAAUGAAUAUCCACCUGCACUUCCUCCAGUUGAAGACCCAUCUGCUCCUUCUCCGGUUGAAGAUACACCAACUCCAGCACCUCACUCGUUCCACACACCUUUGCCGCACUUUGUUCUUGCUCAUGCACGAGCUCCAAGUAAGAGUGCAACGGAGACUAAGCCUCCUGACAAACUUCCGGCCUUUUCACCUUCUCCAUCUUCGUCUUCCAUGGCUGGUCAGCCCUUUGCUGUUUCUUGGGUCUUUGUUGCCACCCUAUAUUUGCUAGCACAUUUUUGAUUAACAGGAAAAAGAGGAAACAUUUUGUUUUCUGAACUCAAAAAAGCUGAGUCAGCUCUGAAGGAAAAGCACAUGUCCCCCCUUAUUCGCAGUGUUGUAUUAAGAUAACUCAAGAAAGUUUACGAGUGAUGCCCGUUAAAAAGAACAGCGCGUCCCGAGUUAAGGUGGUAACUAUAACAUAUGUAAAUAUGGAUACAAUGUUGUUGCCAGCAUGUGUUUUGAGGUCAAAGCCACAGAGGUGGCAGGCCCCUUGUUGUUAACAUGCAUCUCUCCUCGUUGUUUCUUAUGUAUUAUUCUGUGAAAUCAAAGAUUAUACAAGAAAAUGUUUAUUAUCACCCACAAUAAGGGUGGUGCCUCCUCCCUCAACUAUUUUGUUUCAUCGAACACGGUGCUGCUGCUUUGUGUGUUGAUUUCUAAUUUUCGUGCUGCUGCUUUGU
Messenger RNA from Asparagus officinalis (garden asparagus), 2110 nucleotides. RefSeq lists its product as uncharacterized. Bases 189 to 1673 code for a protein of 494 amino acids. The transcript is spliced from 5 exons. NCBI's taxonomy places the organism in Eukaryota, Viridiplantae, Streptophyta, Magnoliopsida, Asparagales, Asparagaceae. The record is from RefSeq and is a predicted model, not a curated record.